AUGGCGUGGCGAGCGGCGCAGGCCGUGGUCGUGAGGGCCAGGCAGCCGCCUAGCAGGCCGAUCUCUGGCGCUGUGAAGGCGAAGCCGGGGGCGGCGGCCCAGCGGGCGCAGGGAGGACAGGCACAGGCUGGUCUCACCGGCGUGUCCGCGGAGAAGGCGGUCGCGGUGGAGAAGCUGAGGAGGAGGAGGAGGAGGGCGGAGAAGGACGAGAACGUGAUGCACCUCGUCUGCUGGGGACCCAAUUAG
Miscanthus lutarioriparius is the source of this 246-nucleotide messenger RNA. The record is from the annotation of a GenBank genome assembly. NCBI's taxonomy places the organism in Eukaryota, Viridiplantae, Streptophyta, Magnoliopsida, Poales, Poaceae.